AUACUCAGUUUUUGGCACUGUACACCAGCGGACAAUAAGCACCGAUCUCUGUUGCACAAACACAAGCGAGGCGCUGCACACCAACGGACUUAAAACCGAUUCUUGUUUCACUUCACAGCAACGCAGGCAAACCAGAAAGAUGACUCGCUAUGGAAGCUUAAAGAAGACCGCGGCGCUACACCCGAACCGGUACCCGCUUUCUUGCACGCUGUGCAAGGGAAAGCAUCCAUUGCGGCUCUGCUCGUCCUUCCGGGCCAAGACACCGGAGGAGCGCCUACGGGAGGCACUCAUCGGGAAGUAUUGCAUAAAUUGCCUCGCGGUCAACCACCGGUCAGCGAACUGCCCCAGCGACGCACGGUGCCGGCGCUGCAACGAGAAGCACCACACGAUGCUCCACAUCGGCGAAAAUACCCGUCGCCGCCCCGCAGUGUCUCAAAUCCAAUCAUGGAGCGAACAAGUAAGUUCCGAUGAUGCCCUCUCCAUUGAUGCAUCAGACCCUGGAACGGAGACUAGGCCUCUCCAACCAGAACCGGAGGAGGGAGAACUCCUUGAAAUCGGAGCGGAAACACGGCCUUUCCGCCCAUCACAGCGAGGGGAAACGGAAACCCGGACUUUCCGCCCCCUUCUGCAACAUGAACGUCGCGGACACAAACGCCGUCUGCGCCGUCGCCAAGCGCACAACCCGGCCAGACUGGAGACCAGGUCUCUCCAGCUGCACCGGGCUAGCUCCUUCAGGGCCGGGCUAACAAAUCGAGCCGGCAGAGUGGCUCAUUCCUUGCUGCCAACGACAGCCAUCUUACCGACGGCGGUAGUGAAGAUCGAGGCAGGAGGACGCCUACACCUAAUCAGGGCGCUCAUAGACGCAUGCGCCCCUACGUCGCUAAUUGCGCGCGACCUAGCAGUAGAAUUGAAAUUGGAGCAGACGCAUAUCGGCGGUCAACGCGGCUGCCUUGUAGUACUGCGCGGCAGACACGGGACAAAUACCCGCAUCUCAACCCACGUGAGGACAAUAAACGGCUAUAUGCGCAUCAGCCCGACCACCACAUUGGACUCCGACCUAGCAGCCCCAUACACACACAUCAAGCUGGCGGAUCCAAACUUCUAUAAGUCAUCGCCGAUACGCUUGGUGCUCGGCGCGGAUGUGUAUUCCCGCAUCAUGACCCAACAGGUCAUGCCACACACAUUUGGGCAGUUCCUCGCUCAGGGCUCCAUCUUCGGCUGGGUGCUCUCGGGUACGGCCCGGUACUAGAUUAAGCCAUGUUAGUAUUUAUUUUUUUAACUUAUUCUAUUGUGUUUUUUUGGAAUUCUCACUUAGAAUAAGUAUUGUUUUUUGUAAAAAAAAAAUGAAUAAACGAACUAUCUGUACUCAUAUUGUACCAUAAAUUUGUACAUCGUUGCGGUGGUCGAUGGACAUUUAAUUUUUUGUUGCUCACCGCAAGGGGGCCGGUAUGUUUAGGCCAGCGCCUAAUUUCUUUUUACCACCCCUAGUGAGUGUAUAACAAACCAUUGCCAGUUAGCUGUUGAUAGCUUUCACUCAACGGUUAACAGCUUUCACUCAACUGGCAAUGGUUUCGUUGAAACUCCCGGUUAGCAAGCGAUCCUGCUAAUCAGCUAAAAAUACUUCUGUUUAGAGAGCGAAGCGAACAAAGACGUUUUUUCCACCGGCCACCACAACAAGCAUCACCACAACCAUAAAUGUAAGUAUUUUUUUGGUAAUCAAAAAUUAAUAAAAUAAAAUUGAAAACAUUUUAAUGCUAUAUGAAACACAAACUUUGUGGUUUUAUUCACUAAUUCUGUUUUCCCGAUUUUUUUCAUAUUCUCAACGAUCGACGCAUCGACCACGCAACUGAUUCGUCGACCGUACGAGAAUUAUUCA
Messenger RNA from Bactrocera dorsalis (oriental fruit fly), 1876 nucleotides. RefSeq lists its product as uncharacterized. NCBI's taxonomy places the organism in Eukaryota, Metazoa, Arthropoda, Insecta, Diptera, Tephritidae. The record is from RefSeq and is a predicted model, not a curated record. Gene Ontology annotation, molecular function: nucleic acid binding; zinc ion binding. The transcript is spliced from 2 exons. The coding region runs from base 140 to 1249 and encodes 369 amino acids.